AUGUUGGCGAGCCUCAUAUUGGGACUCUUCGUCCUCAAAGCAGUGGUGGCCAACCCCAGAUUUGCCCGGCAGGUGGGAUUAGACUCGUACGACAGCUCCAACUAUGAUGUGGAUCUAGAAAACUUGAAUUUGGAGAAUCGGGAUGUCUAUGAUUAUGAAGAUGGACUGACUAUUGAUGAACCUCAGAUAGAGAUUGGCACACUGGCCCCACCAGAUUACAACUACCCUGGCCCUGGGGGCCCUGCAUCACUGGAGGAGGAAGAGGAGGACGAGUUGCCCCUAAGACCCCAGCUCAUCCCCCAAGGCUCAGGGGGGUCUGGGGUACUCAUGGGCCCCGACGCACAGGGAGAGGAGGAGCUGCGCCUGAGUCCCAUUGACAUUCUUCAUAUCUCCGGGGACUUUGGGGGUUCCGCGGGUUCUGGAGGUUCCGGUGGCUCUGGGGUUUCCGGAGGUUCUGGGAGUUCCGGAGACCUUUUGGCUUCCGGUUCUGGGGACCUUUUGGUUUCUGGAGGCUCAGGGGGUUCCAGGGAAAUUAGUUCAGCAGGUUCUGGGGAUCUUGGUUCUGGGGGUUCCAGGGUCCUUGGUUCCGGAGACUCUGUGGGUUCCGGGGACCUUGGAUCCGGAGGCUCUGUGGGUUCCGGGGACCUUGGUUCUGGACGCUCUGGGGGUUCUGGGGACCUUGGUUCUGGAGGCUCUGGGGAUCUUGGUUCUGGAGGCUCUGGGGGUUCCGGGGAUAUUGGUUCCCGGGGCUCUGGAGGUUCCGGCACCCUCAUAGGCUCAUGGGGUUCCGGGGUCAUAUUGGGUUCCAGUGCUGAGGGUUGCGGAGGUUCUGGAGGUUCCGGGGACUCAGGAAUAAUAAUUAUAUCUGGAGAGGAGGAGCUGCACCUCAUUCCUGACACUACCCCCCAGGAGGCAUCGGGUGCUUCUGGGGAGUCUGGGGCCUCUGGCACCUCAUUGGCCUCAGGGUCUGGAGGCUCCUACUCUGGUGGGUCAGAGGUCACAUUAAUCCCUGACCCUGAAGAGGAGGAACUGCUCCUGACUACUCCGAAAACCCCUCAGGAGUCUGGAGGUACAGUAGGCUCAGGGGGCUCUGGGUUGCCAGAGGUUGACUUGGACAUUAAAGGUAUGCCUACCUGCCUGCUGUGCACCUGUCUGGGUGGUUCUGUCUACUGUGAUGAUGUGAAGCUGACCAGCGUGCCGCCUCUCCCCAAAGAGACCACUCACUUCUACGCCCGCUACAACCACAUCACCAAGAUCAACAAGGGCGACUUCGCUCAGAUGAACAAGCUGAAGAGGAUCGACUUGACCGCCAACGAGAUUGCAUCCAUCGCUGAUGAUGCGUUCUCCGGCCUGCCCGUGCUGGAGGAGCUGGUGCUCCGUGAGAACGGAGUGUCACAGCUGCCUGCCCUUCCACCCGUGAUGACCCUCAUCGACGCCAGCCACAACAACAUUGGCGCCACAGGCAUCCACAAAGAGGCUUUCAAGGACAUGACGGGUCUGCUGUACCUGUACCUAACAGACAACCACAUCGACCACAUCCCUGUGCCCCUACCGGACAGCCUGCGCUCUCUGCACCUACAGCGCAACAACAUUCAGAUGAUACACGAGGACACGUUCUGCAACCUGAAAGACUUCAACUACAUCAGGAACGCACUGGAGGACAUUCGCCUGGACGGCAACCCCAUCAACCUCAGCAGGACCCCACAGGCCUAUGUGUGUCUGCCCCGCGUCCCCAUCGGAGCCCACAUCUAACCACACACUGAUCAAUACACACACAUCUUUACACAGCUCAACUCAACAUC
Molecule: messenger RNA, 1802 nt
Organism: Salvelinus namaycush (lake trout)
Lineage: Eukaryota; Metazoa; Chordata; Actinopteri; Salmoniformes; Salmonidae
Product: aspartate, glycine, lysine and serine-rich protein-like
Exons: 9
Coding region: 1-1752 (583 amino acids)
Molecular function (GO): protein binding
Source: RefSeq, a predicted model, not a curated record